Molecule: messenger RNA, 1698 nt
Organism: Hemicordylus capensis (graceful crag lizard)
Lineage: Eukaryota; Metazoa; Chordata; Lepidosauria; Squamata; Cordylidae
Exons: 14
Coding region: 64-1698 (544 amino acids)
Cellular component (GO): cytoplasm
Source: RefSeq, a predicted model, not a curated record
CCCUAUAUAUUGGGGGGGGGGGGGGCGGUGACCACAAAAAGGAGUUCAGGUUCUACCUGGCAAAUGCUGGGCUGGGCGGAGGGUCUGCUGCAGAGAGCUCUGGGGGCCACCCUGCCUGCCUGCCUGCCUCCUUGCUUGCUUGCUUGGGGCCUCCCUCCAUGUCUACUCCAGUUCAGGCUUCACUGGGGCCUACACGGAGGCCACCCUGCCUGCCUGCCUGCCUCCUUCCUUGCUUGGGGCCUCCCUGCCAGCCUACUCCAGUUCAGGCUUCACUGGGGCCUACACGGAGGCCUCCCUGCAAGCCCCGCCACCCGCCGCUCAGCUGAGAGGCGCCCGGGAGGAAAGCAGCUCUUCCUUGGCAGCUGGUCUGGUGCCUCGACUGCCGGCCGGGAGGACAAGCAGGAGAGAGGCGGGCAAGCAGGUGACUUCCAGCCACAGGAGAUUAACGAAAAGCGCUCCGUGACCGAAACCAGCAAAUGGUCACUGAAGUCAUUCUCGGACGGCUCCAGGAUCCAGCAUGUCAACAGUGGGAACGGGAUCCUGGAUGAAGCGGUUGCCAGCAGUUCCCAGAGGAGUGUCUUCACGGUUGAGGACGAUGGGUGGUUCCUGCAGACCAUUGCCACCGCAUGGUCUUGUGAGGGUGCCGACAUCGAAGAGGCCGAGAUCCCAGAGGUCAACCCAAGGGAUCAGGAGCUGGACGUGGAGAGUUUCAUCAGUUCCCAGAGCGUCCAGAGGCCAAGCACUGUGCAGAGGAGGCUGCACAACACUGCUGCUGAGGAAGAGCCAUCCCUUGGAGAGAGUUCUUCCUUCCCGGGGGCCGAGACUCCGCAAGCCAGCGUGGAGGACGAGGGGUCGGAAGGGGACGGUGACACCAGUUCCCCCAGAGUCCCGAAGCCAAAGAAGUGGCUAAUCAAGAGGCUGCUGAACACUGAAGUGGUGGAAGACUCGUCCUCGGCAGAGUGCUCCUCUACGGACGAGGAUGACACCAUGUAUGAGGUGAGCAGCAUCGAGGACGAGGUGUGGGACUCUCCACCGGCCCCCGGUUCGGCCAGGAACAUCGGCGGCAGCGAAGAAGGAAGAGGACAGCUGGCCCCAGACUGGUUCUCCUCGGUCCAUCUGGGAGAGGGGAGAGCAACAAAGAAGAUCGGGGACGUCAUCCGGUGCGUGGAGUAUGCCAGUGAGGUGGAGGAGAGGUUCCCCGAACUCCUGGUGGGCCUGGUGAACAAGAUCCUCACCGGCCUGCAGAACUCCACCGAGGGAGUGGGGAACCGGGAGAGCCAAGACCUGCCUCCUGAGGAGACCUCGCAGAUUGUCCGGACCCUGCUGGAGAGGGUGGCACAGGUGACCCCAGAGAAGACCUGCUGGGAAUCCCUGUGCUCUCCGCAGAGCUGCCUCCAGGGUGUGGCCCUCUUGGUGAGGGCUCUCCUACAGACACCAUCCUCCACAGUGGCCAGGCUGAAGGCAUACCUGGCUUCCCUCUUCAGCCUGGACAAAGAUCCAGAACAGCAUUCCCUCGCAGAGGUGGCCUUCUUUGUGGAGCUGCUCCUGAAAGACAAAGACUUCGCCGCCUUGGAGAAGACUUGGACGCUCCUGGUAGCGUGGCUAGUCCACCCCAGCCAGAACAUCCGCUACCUGAGCGAAAGGGGACUUCUCCAAAUCUAUGGAAAGCUGAAGGCGGUGAGUGACCCAGACCCAUGA